Molecule: messenger RNA, 3393 nt
Organism: Metarhizium brunneum ARSEF 3297
Lineage: Eukaryota; Fungi; Ascomycota; Sordariomycetes; Hypocreales; Clavicipitaceae
Source: RefSeq, a predicted model, not a curated record
AUGAAGGCCUACCGGCUCGUUGCCUUGUUCGCAUGGGAACAAGUUGUUGCAGCUUCACGGGCGCCCGAUCUCUUGUCUUCUUUGCCCAAGUCCAAUGCCGCUAUUGCCGGCCCUGCUACUAGUCUAGCCGUUGUCGGAAAUACUGCUUUUCACCACAUUAUUCCAAAUCAUAGUAAUCUGGCGACUAAACACGGUGCAGCCUCAUCCCGAGAUAUGAUUAAGCGUCAGCCAACAAACCCACCCAAGAUUUCUGCCGAAGAAGCUUCCACAAAAAGUGUCCCUGGAGGUGGCAAAUCAGGCGUUUUCUAUCGGGGAGAUUCACGAUCCCCCGCUGAAAUCUUCAAGACGGGUUUCGCGCCACAAGGCGCAGACAAGAGCCUACAGAAUCAUCUCAGCUUUGUUGGCGGCUCGGGGCUUGUGUCACUUUCUCGGUCUCGCAAGUCUGCUGAGAGCUAUGCCUUUGGGCGGUCGGCGGAAAACAACCAAAAGGGCUAUAUUUAUGUCAUGGCGCCCAAGGAUAUUCCCAACGGAUAUUGGGUUCCUGAAAUCUACCCGCCUAAUAAAAAUCCCGCAGUCGGUGCGAAUCAGGAAUUCGCCGUGGAUGGCUCCGUUCCACCCUCGAGCAUCUCCUACGCAUAUGAAGUAACGCGGGAAAAGCCAUCGAGCAAGUCUAACAAGAUCAGGAAUAACGACUACUCCUUAAAGUCAUCCCUUCCAUGCUCCACCAAGAAACGAGCCAUCUGCGAUGCCACACGUUAUUCGGCGAAGCCUUACAAGUCGAGCAAAAUUCGGAUAACCAAGGCAGUAGGCAAGGCAGCUGCUAUUACUCUGCUGGCACCGCAUGCGAGAAGGUUGCUUGAAGCCAUCAAGCAGUGGGAUAACCCUAUUGGGGCGGCAGUGAACUGGCUUGAUAAUAAAAUAGCCGACCUCCAGGAGCUAAUAGGAGGUCCCCAACGAGAUGAUAUUGACGGCAAUGACCUAAAAGCAAAGUUGAUAUGCGCAUUAAAGGGGGGGCAAGCGAAAGAAAUCAUUGCUGGACGGCCGAAUAAUAUAUGCAAACCUUCAAGCGAGAAGUAUGCAGACAAUCUACGGAGAGAUUUUGAAUCGGGAAAGCUGGAUAGAGUGAUUGAGAUGUGUAAAGGUAUCAGCGUAUAUCCCGGUGGUCAUCCAGCGGUCUGGGAGUGGACGAAGGGAUAUUGUGCGGCGCUUCAUCGGACGUCCGAAUAUGCAGCCCGAAUGUGGGAAUUAGCCGUCAGCGGCCUCUUGAAUUCUUGUUCCGAGCUUGAAGACAAUCCUCCGGAGAAUGAGGAUCUUUAUGACAGGUUGGAAGAGCAUUGUUCGAAAUUCCAAGCCGAGGUGGACAGGGCGGAAAACCCGGUAGCAAAACCAGUCGCGUCAUCUGUAACAGUAAUGAAGUGCAAGUGUGGUACGAAAUUGCCUGCAUUCUUCUUCCUUUGCGGCAGGAUAUGUCGGGCUACGUUGUUCCAACAACGAGCAAAAUCUAGUCCAGCUGUUAAGCCGGCGGCAAAACCUGCUGCAAAACCUGCUGCAAAACCUGCUGCAAAGCCACAGGCAAAACCACCGGCGAAGCCAGCUAAACCGCUCCCAGAACUAACGGUAGGGAACUGCAAGUGCGAUGCUCUGAAGUUGCCACAAAUUUUCCUUCCCUGCGGCAGACUAUGCCGAGCUUCCAUUAUUCAACAGCGAAAACCUAGUUCAACAGCCAAGCCUGCAAAACCGGCCACAAAACCAGCACCAAAGCCGGCAUCAAAGCCGGCAUCAAAACCAGUGGCAAAGCCAGCUGUACAAUUCACAGCAGAAAGAUGCCAGGACGGCAACCAAAGGGACAACAAAAGACAGCUUCAUAAUUGGAACCCACUAUUGAGCAAGCGUCUGUGUCGAAACAAGCAUCUCGCUAAAGCUACAACAGCCUCCAACGACGAGAAUUAUGGUUGGGGCUCCGGGCCGGUCCAACGGCUGCAAUACAUGUCGACGGCGGAAGAAGGGGUGCGACAUGGCCAAGCCGGAAUGCACACGAUGCAGAGCAUCAGGUCUGGUUUCUACUUGAUCGGAAACGACCUCGUGUGUGGAAACGCAAAAUCUACGACAUGGCGAGAGCAGACACGGCCCGGACACUUGAGAACACAGGCUGCGACUCCUAAAAACAGCCAAGCUAACAUCGCACUCUCUGAUUCCCUUGUCAGGACAGCCCGACAGCAGCUGUACCUUGAGCAUCUCUGGGCGGUAAUGCUCCCAAAAGACCAUCAUUUGUUGACAGAAUCACGAUUAUCUGCUCACACGGAGCCGAGUCUCAGAUGUGUAACGCUUGCCAUGGCAAUGGCAUGCUUAGCCACAGAGAACAAUGAUGAGCAGCUGCGACUCAAAAGCCUCCAGACGUAUAACUCUGCAGUGCAAGAGCUCGGCUCGGCUCUGAAACAACGACAGGCAUACCAACGCAAUGGCCUGAUAGUAGCCUCUGGGUUAAUGGCGUCUUUUGAACUCGUCUUUGUCCCGAUGGACGAACCAAGAGUCGUGACUUGGAAACACCAUACCGGUGGUCAACUCGCGUUUUUUCUCACCAGAGGGCCCGAGUCAUUUCUUUCAGGAGCGGCUCAUCAACUAUUUGUCGAUAGUCGUAUCAACAUGGCAAUGCUAGCCAUUGGCACACGAGCCAGAUCGCCGUUUAGCAGCCAUGAGUGGAAGACCAUUCCCUGGGGUAUUAAUCCAAAGUCGGCAAAGGACAGGCUUGUGGAUAUAAUGCUCGAGAUUCCAACACUCUUGGAACAAAUCGCCCAGCUCCAGUCCCGCUCUUGUCCCACCGCAGCAGGAAUUGUUCAGGAAAAGGUCCUCAGUCGCUGCGUACAACUUGAAGGGGCGAUGAGGGUUUGGGCUGCCAAGAUGGGCACCGACAUUCUAAGGUUUGACUAUACAUUUAUGGGAGACUGCGUGCCGGUACCGCAGAAAGAGGCCGAGUUUGGUCUCCUGCAUCUCUCCAUCGUAUAUUGGUUUAUCGAGAUGAUGCUCGUAUCCGUUAAGAUGUUUGUAUCCGAGUUGUGUGCUAUGGAGACAGCCGAGGCUAUGAGACAAUUACAGAUGGCAGCCAGAAAGAGUGCGCGCGCCUUGUCACUUCUUUUUGCAUCGUCAGGUGGUCUUGCACGGCGCAUUUCCGGCUUGCUUGCACUCAGUAUUGCUCUGCGAUAUUUUUUAAUUGUAGAAGCACCGGGAGGGAUAAGCGACGAGUCUUGCAUGCUUCAGAGCUUGCUGGACCGGGACCUCAACGGCUCAACGAUUAGAACCCUCUUGACGCGCAUGCGCGGGGGCCAAGAUCCCCUGUUGGUAGGAACCGAUUAUGCAGGGUCGCAUUGGCCCGAAAAUGUAUUGCACUGGUUUUAA